Molecule: messenger RNA, 712 nt
Organism: Sitophilus oryzae (rice weevil)
Lineage: Eukaryota; Metazoa; Arthropoda; Insecta; Coleoptera; Curculionidae
Product: adrenodoxin-like protein 1, mitochondrial
Exons: 4
Coding region: 105-626 (173 amino acids)
Biological process (GO): P450-containing electron transport chain; positive regulation of oxidoreductase activity
Cellular component (GO): mitochondrion
Molecular function (GO): 2 iron, 2 sulfur cluster binding
Source: RefSeq, a predicted model, not a curated record
UGGUCCGCCGAUCUGACAACAAAAAGUAAGGUUGGGUUACUAAAGAUGUAAAGAAAAUUUAAAAAAUACAUUCAAAAUAAAAUUUAAAUGAAAAGAUAACAGUGAUGGGUACUAGUUAUUUAAAGAUAAUUAAUCGUUUCAAAAUAAAAGCAUGUAGCUUAGAAAAGAUUUAUGGCAUGUCAAACAGUCUAAAGAACUUUAGAAAAAUCCACACUAGUCAAGUUCAAAGACAUGGUGAGUAUGAAUGGCAAGACCCCAAGAGUGAAGACGAAGUUGUUAACGUAACAUUUAUUACGAAAGAUGGUGAAAAGGUUCCUAUUCGAGGCAAAGUGGGUGAUAAUUUGUUAUAUUUGGCACACAGAUAUGAAAUACCGAUGGAGGGUGCUUGUGAAGCAUCAUUAGCUUGCACAACUUGCCAUGUAUACGUACAUGGUGACUCAUAUGAUAAAUUACCACAACCUUUAGAGGAAGAGGACGAUUUACUUGAUAUGGCGCCUUUUUUAAAAGAAAACUCACGUUUAGGUUGUCAAAUAGUACUAACUAAAGACUUAGAAGGACUGGAAGUAGAACUACCCAAGGCUACAAGGAACUUCUACGUUGAUGGGCACACCCCUAAGCCUCACUGAUAUUAUUUUUUAUACUUGUACAGUAUUUUAGGAUCUUAAAUCUCAAAGUAAAUAUAGAGUAGGUAAUAUAAAUAAAAAAAACAUAA